Molecule: messenger RNA, 2511 nt
Organism: Engraulis encrasicolus (European anchovy)
Lineage: Eukaryota; Metazoa; Chordata; Actinopteri; Clupeiformes; Engraulidae
Gene: sh3bp5lb
Product: SH3-binding domain protein 5-like, b
Exons: 7
Coding region: 405-1967 (520 amino acids)
Biological process (GO): negative regulation of protein tyrosine kinase activity; intracellular signal transduction
Cellular component (GO): cytoplasm
Molecular function (GO): protein kinase inhibitor activity
Source: RefSeq, a predicted model, not a curated record
AGCUGGUGGUGGUGGCUGGAAAGGGUGGGGGAGCUACCAUUCCGAACCCGAAAACAUUCCAUGACCAACCCACCCAUGCGCAAUAUAUCGUGGUGGGAUGUUUAUUUUAUUUAUUAAAUUUUUAUUUUAUUUACCGAUUUUUAAGUCAAUUUAUCAAGGGCGUACCAUUGCCUGGACGGUCUAUUAGAAACUAAUGGUGCUAUUUUCAUGCUAGCAUCUGGCUAACAGCACCGGCUAACAACAACACAAACGACUGCGUUUGUUUUUGCAUGCUGAAUAUUGUGUGCCGUUCUGGUGUGUCUAUAAUGACAUAGAAAUCAGAUGCCUUAUUUUAAAUACUGCUGUGAAAUACAUUUAUUGACGCUGUAUUUUACCGAGCGACCAGCUCGACUUCGAGGCCGUAUAUGGAAGCAGCGAGCUUGCGUGAGAAUCCCCCGGGCUCCGGAGUGAGCGACUCGGCUGACUGGAGAGAGGAGACACCGGGUGAGGAGUCUGAGGAGAGGGAAGGAGACUUGAAAGACAGAGGUGGCGAUGGAGGCAACGAGAAAAAAGUUGAAGUGGAGGUUGACUGCACAGACAGAGGUGUCCCUGAAAAGGAAAAAUCUGUGGAAGAAGAGGCAGAGGAGUAUGAAGAGGAGUUGGAUCCUAGGAUCCAGGAAGAGCUUGAGCAUCUAAACCAGGCCAGUGAUGAAAUCAAUCGGCUGGAACUGCAGUUGGACGAAGCCAGGUCCAGCUACAGGCGCAUCCUGACCGAUUCGGCUCGGAAGCUCAACGCUCAGGGCUCGCAGCUGGGAGCCUGUAUAGAGAAGGCCAGGCCAUACUAUGAGGCUCGCCGCCUGGCUAAAGAGGCACAGCAGGAGACCCAGAAGGCAGCGUUGCGGUACGAGCGGGCCGUCUCCAUGCACACGGCGGCUCGCGAGAUGGUCUACGUGGCCGAACAGGGUCUCCUGGCUGACAAGAACACCCUGGACCCCACCUGGCAGGAAAUGCUCAAUCACGCUACGGCCAAGGUGAAUGAGGCGGAGGAGGAGCGUCUGCGUAGCGAGAGGGAGCACCAGCGCGUCACGCAGCAGUGCCAGGAGGCCGAGGCCAAGGUGCAGACGCUGCAGAAGUCCCUCAAGAGGGUCAUCAUCAAGUCCAAACCCUACUUCGAACUCAAGGCCCAGUUCAACUACAUCCUGGAGGAGCACAAGUCCAAAGUAGUCCAGCUGGAGGAGCGUGUUGCCAAGGUGAAGACCCGCUACUCGGUGGCUCUGCGCAACCUGGAGCAGAUUAGCGAACAGAUCCACGCCCAGAGGGGCCGGGUCCGCGCCGCACGCCAACGCUCCCGAGCCGGAGGAUCUUCAGGGGCAGGAGGAGGACCAGGAGCAGGGGGUUGCCAGGGCCGCAGCUCCCCGGUGGGGGCCGAGUCGGAGCGAGAGGAACCUGCCAUCCAGGCCGGGGCGUACGGCGGCGGCGUGGGCUCGUCACUGGCCGACUGCGAGUGGGCGGACGUGGAGAAGACGCGCCAGUGGGUGGAGCGGCACCGGGAGAGCGGCUGGGGCCAGCAGGAGCGCGCCGGCUCCGACUCCAUGUCCGUCAUCAGCCUGCAGACCAUCGCCUCGGACCUUGAGAAGUGCGACAGCGUGGAGCACCUGGGGGAGCUGAGCGACGUGGGGAGCAUCCUGGGGGAGGACCUGGACAGGGAGAGGAUGCUGGAGGUGGAGAGGGAGAGGCUGAGGCAGCGUGAGGAGAGAGAGAGGGGAGGCCUAGGGGCCAGGGCUGCGUCUACAUCUGCUGCUGCCGCUGCUGUUGCUGCUGUGUCCACGUCAGCAUCGGUGUCUACUGCUGCUGCUGCGUCUGCUGCUGUAGGAGGAGGAGGAGGAGGAGGAGGAAAGGAUGGGCAGCUCCCGGUGGAGAGGGGCCCCUUAGGAGCCGAGAGGCAGCAGAGUUUUAUCAAGCAGCAUCACAGGAGCAUAAGCCUUUAGGGGGAAGAAAACGUACACUGAUGCACACACAGUGACCCCGUUUAUACUCCAAUGGUAUUCCAAGGUUCCUGGAGGGUAUUCCAAAAACAUGGUUAGGUGAUGAACUAGGCUAAGUUAACCUACAGGAAGUGGUAAACUCACUAAUAGAUGGCCUACAGAUGUCAUUUAGUUAGGAAUACGAGCACUCCAGGCUCUUUUGUUAGAUGAUUUACCACUACUUCAAGGUUAACUUAACCUAGUUUACUACAGAGCCACAGCGUAUUGGAAUCCUCCCCUGGUGCUUGAAGUGGAGCCUAGUAGGGCAUAGCCUGCCUGGGCUUAUGUCCCUGGGCUGAAGGCCCACAGUGUAAACGGGGCCUCUGAUACUCAGACUAAUGCGUACCCUCACACAGACAUCGCAGGGAUGUAAACAAACACAGGAACACAAGGCUGUGAGAGGGAAAAAAAUAACAUGCACACAAACACACUGACGAAUAUAAACGCGAACUGACGAACACAGAAACAAAUUGACAAACGCAAACGAACACUCACACAAAGCGUGUGA